AUGGCGGGUGAUGCAUGCGAAGCAGGAGACUGUCCAUUCAGAAAAACACAUACACUACAAACAAAAGAUCCAACGACUUCUAUAUCUCAAAACAAAACCCAGCUGUUUGAAGAUAUUCCAGGGCCUAAAGGGCUGCCAAUCGUGGGAACUUUGUUUGAUUACUUUAAAAAAGAUGGACCUAGAUUUAAUAAAAUGUUUAAAUCCUACCAACAAAGAGCUUUCGAAUAUGGACCAAUAUAUAAAGAGCAAAUAGGAGCAAUAUCAACCGUAGUAAUCAGUGACCCUCUUGAGUACAACAAGGUAAUCCGUUCAGAAGGGAAAUAUCCAAACAGAAGAGAAAUGGAACCAAUGGCACAUUAUCGAAGGAAAAAGGAAAUUGGACUAGGGCUGGUUAAUGCACAGGGAGAAGAGUGGCACAGACACAGAACUGUGGUCAGUAAGAAAAUGUUGAAAAUGAAAGAGGUGUUGGCAUAUUGUGAGGGAUUGGACGUAGUAGCAGAAGACUUUGUAAAACAUCUUAUGGCCAGGCUUGAUGAAAAAUUCGAGGUCAAAGGACUAGAGACAGAUCUAUUCAAGUGGUCCAUGGAAUCAAUAGGAAUUUUUUUGUUUGACGAAAGAAUAGGAUGCCUUGGAGAUAGAACACCACAACAGGCCCAAGACUUUAUCAUAAAUCUACAUGGUUUCUUUAAACUGAUGCAGCCGUUGAUGUACAAUCUGCCAAUAUAUAAAUUAUACCCCACUAAAACAUGGAAACAGUAUGAACAAUAUACAGACAAUAUCCUGAAAAUAGGACGAUCUUAUGUAGAUAAGAAAGCUGAGCAGCUUCAGUUUGCAGAGAACCAGAGCAAUGACCAUGUACCAUUCCUAACAUAUUUAUUGUCGGAUCAAUCCCUCACCCCAGAAGAAGCUCUGUCAACAGCGACCGAUCUUCUAGUCAGCGCAACGGAAACGACAACGACCAGCUCUUUGUGGAUACUAUACAGCUUAGCAAAGAACCCUGAGGUACAGGAAAAGCUUUACAAAGAAACAAUGGAUCUGAUACCAAAUAAAGAACCAAUAACACCUGAAAUACUAAGUCAACUAUCAUACCUUAAAGCUGUUGUAAAGGAAACCUUCAGAUUGUAUCCUAUAACAUUUGCCACAAGCAGACAUAUAGAUGAUGACUUGGAAGUCAACCAAUACAUGAUCCCUGCAGGGACGCAUGUCCAAGGGAACUUAUAUGCUAUGUACCAUGAUCCAAAACUAUAUCCAGAUCCAGAGAGCUUUAAACCAGAAAGAUGGAUGGACGGUAAAAUGGAUAGGAAGCUCAAAUCACUGUCAAACUUGGUCUGGGGUCAUGGAGCAAGAAUGUGUAUUGGCAAAAGAUUCGCAGAACAAGAGAUGUAUAUAAUGUUGACCAAGAUAAUUCAAAAUUUCAAAUUGGAAUACCACCAUGAAGAUAUUGAACCUAUCCUGAAUACGGUAAUGACACCCGACAGACCACUCAGACUGAAAUUUAUUCCUCGAUCGGACUGACAUCAAUACUCAAUACAAUGAUAACAGUGUGUUCAGGAGGAAGAAGUGUAUACAUGUAGUUUGUCGGAUUACGUAUGACUCUGUGAUAUUCUAUUUCUGUGAUAUAAUAAACUUCAAACAUUUCAUUUAUAACAUAGACUGAUCUUUUAACAAUGUGGUAAAGCUGUUCUCUUGAAAAAAUAUUUCUGCUCAUUUCUUAACUUUUCAUGACAAAAUUCCGAUGUUCAAAAAAUAUUUGAGAAUAGUUUACAGUAAAGUACUUCCAGCAUUUUUUUUAAUAUUUCAACUUUAGUAAAAGAGUUAACAUGUCUCUUUAGUUAUGGAUAACAAUAAUACAAAUGCAUAAGGAAAUAAAAGAAGUUAACAGUAUUUCAAAAGUAUGUUUUAUUGUUGGUAUCUUUGCACUUUAAUUAUGUGUUUCUUCCAAUCUGAAUGCAGUUAUAUAAUUAGUUCAAUGGGAGAAAUUGUAAUUAAUGACAACACUUUAUAUAUAUCUCAUACAAUUAAUAAUAUGAUAUAAAAAUUAACCAGAACAGACAAAUGAAUAAAACAGUAUACUGUAAAGGGGAAAAUAAGGGACAAGAAAAAACGGAUAUUAGAAAUUGCAAAAUGUAAACCCUUGGAUAAUAAUCAUUUAACAGUAUUCUCUCUUCACCCUUUUUAAAGCAAGGGAAUGAUAAGCUUUUAUGUCAUUACUACCACUGGGUCAAAACCUCUGCUGGUGAACUGUUAGUCCCCGAGGGUAUCACCAGCCCAGUAGCCAGUACUUUGGUACUGGCAUAAAAAUACAGAUAUUGUGUGAUUAAAUUUAUAAAAUUUUGGAAAUCAUCUUAAACUAGAUAUGGACA
Mytilus californianus (California mussel) is the source of this 2363-nucleotide messenger RNA. RefSeq names its product cytochrome P450 10-like. The transcript is spliced from 11 exons. Lineage: Eukaryota; Metazoa; Mollusca; Bivalvia; Mytilida; Mytilidae. Gene Ontology annotation, molecular function: heme binding; iron ion binding; monooxygenase activity. The record is from RefSeq and is a predicted model, not a curated record. Bases 1 to 1515 code for a protein of 504 amino acids.